CCGGAGACCAGGAUCCCGCGCGCCCGCCCGGCGGCGGAGCCCUGGGAGCCCCGCGUCGCGAGACUGUGCGGUGGGGCCCUCCCCGCGCUGGCCCGGGAGGCGCGGGCGAAACCGGCGGCGUGAAGUCAGGAGCGCGGGUGCGCGUCCCCGCCCAGGUGACCGUCGCCGCCCAGGCGACCUUGCCCGGCGGCCCUCCCCGCGCCGGCCUCCCGCGUCACAGCUAGUUGAAUCAAGUUUUAUUUAUUCUACUGAAUAUGGAUUAAAUAGGAAAUUCAAAAAGGUUUAGCAGAAUCCAUAACGACUAAAAAUCAGGCACUGGGAGUUGGGGAAGGAAGUGGACUAUCCUAGAAACUGCAUCCAAAUACAGAAGGAGGCAGAAAAAGUAUUCAAGAGAUUAAUAUUUGAAGAAUAUCUUGCCAAAUUUGAUGUUUAAAAACUCAGUCAACCAACAUGAGUAUAUUGAGUGCCUAGUAUUCUUGCUCAGCAAGAACCCCAACUUUGCAGCGGAAAAAAAAAAGUUCUGGAGGCAGGAAAGCCAAGAUGAAGGCCCUGUCAGGUUCGGUGUCCAGGCUCCUAGGUGGCUGCUUUCUCGCUGUGUCCUCACAUGGUUGAAAGGGGCAUGCAUCAAUCACCCUUGACCUUUGUAAUACGUCACCUUUGACAACGGAAAUGGCGGCCACGACCAGAUUCUUCAUUCCUUUAAGGCUGAAAAUGAAGAAUUGUGUCAAUAGAAGUCAGAAUGAAUGAAGUAGAAAAUGAUAGAAGUGAAAGGCAAGAAGCGAAACCCUGGCCUCAAAAUUCCCAAAGAAGCAUUUGAACAGCCCCAGACCAGUUCCACGCCGCCUCGAGAUUUAGACUCCAAAGCUUGCAUUUCUAUCGGAAACCAGAACUUUGAGGUGAAGGCAGAUGACCUGGAGCCUAUCAUGGAGCUGGGCCGAGGUGCGUACGGAGUGGUGGAGAAGAUGAGACAUGUGCCCAGCGGGCAGAUCAUGGCAGUGAAGCGGAUCCGGGCCACCGUGAACAGCCAGGAGCAGAAAAGGCUACUGAUGGACCUGGAUGUCUCCAUGAGGACAGUGGACUGUCCCUUUACGGUCACCUUUUACGGCGCGCUCUUCCGGGAGGGUGAUGUUUGGAUCUGCAUGGAGCUCAUGGAUACGUCGCUAGAUAAAUUCUACAAACAAGUGAUUGAUAAAGGCCAAACCAUUCCAGAGGACAUCUUAGGGAAAAUAGCAGUUUCUAUUGUUAAAGCAUUAGAGCAUUUGCACAGUAAGCUCUCUGUCAUCCAUCGAGACGUCAAGCCUUCCAACGUGCUCAUCAAUGCUCUGGGCCAAGUGAAGAUGUGCGACUUUGGCAUCAGUGGCUACCUUGUGGACUCGGUGGCUAAAACUAUCGAUGCUGGAUGCAAACCGUACAUGGCUCCGGAAAGGAUAAACCCGGAGCUCAACCAGAAGGGCUACAGUGUGAAGUCUGACAUUUGGAGCCUGGGCAUCACCAUGAUUGAGUUGGCCAUCCUUCGGUUUCCCUACGAUUCAUGGGGAACUCCUUUCCAGCAGCUCAAACAGGUGGUGGAGGAGCCGUCACCACAGCUGCCCGCAGACAAGUUCUCCGAAGAGUUUGUCGACUUUACCUCGCAGUGCUUGAAGAAGAAUUCCAAAGAACGGCCAACAUAUCCAGAGCUUAUGCAACAUCCGUUUUUCACUCUACAUGAAUCCAAAGCAACAGAUGUGGCAUCUUUUGUAAAAUUGAUUAUUGGAGACUAAAACGAUGGACUCAAUCGGUUGACCCUCCCGUGGAUUGGUGGGUUUACGGGGUGAAGCAAGGUCACUAAAGCGCCAACAGAAACUCAUCCUUGAGAUAAUUUAACCCUGCCUCUCAGAAGGCUUUUUUCUCCCAAUUUUCUUUUCCUCCCCCCUCCAAAAGGGGCCUUGGAAUCUAUAGUAUAGAUUGAACUGUCUAGAUGGAUGAAAUAUGAUAAAAGCUUAGGACUUAAAAAGGUGAUUAAAUAUUUAAUGAUGUG
This is a messenger RNA of Myotis myotis, 2017 nucleotides long. RefSeq names its product mitogen-activated protein kinase kinase 6 (gene MAP2K6). NCBI's taxonomy places the organism in Eukaryota, Metazoa, Chordata, Mammalia, Chiroptera, Vespertilionidae. The coding region runs from base 756 to 1760 and encodes 334 amino acids. Gene Ontology annotation, molecular function: MAP kinase kinase activity; ATP binding. The transcript has 17 exons. Gene Ontology annotation, biological process: MAPK cascade; protein phosphorylation. The record is from RefSeq and is a predicted model, not a curated record.